Molecule: messenger RNA, 6817 nt
Organism: Pelodiscus sinensis (Chinese soft-shelled turtle)
Lineage: Eukaryota; Metazoa; Chordata; Testudines; Trionychidae
Source: RefSeq, a predicted model, not a curated record
AGCCAAGAAUUUUUGAUGGGCACAGGGGCGGAAUAUGAAGCAUUCUCCCUCCCUCCUGCCCCUUCCCUCUCAUGCCAGCAGUGGAACAAUGAGCAGCCUACAGCAGGCUGUCUGCCUCAGGUUUCUGCUGAAAUUCAUGCAGAAGUACAGUUGAAGAAUUAUGGGAAAUUUCUUGAAGAGUACACUUCUCAGCUAAGGAGAAUAGAAGAUGCAUUGGAUGACUCUGUUGGAGAUGUUUGGGACUUCAAUCUUGAUCCUAUAGCAUUAAAGCUUUUACCCUAUGAACAGUCUUCCCUGCUGGAGCUCAUAAAUACAGAAAACAAGGUUCUGAACAAAGUAAUAACUGUGUAUGCUGCCCUUUGCUGUGAAAUCAAGAAGUUAAAAUAUGAGGCAGAAACUAAAUUUUAUAAUGGCCUCUUGUUUUAUGGAGAAGGAGCCACAGACUCCAGCAUGGUGGAAGGUGAUUCCCAAAUACAGAUGGGAAGAUUUAUUUCAUUUUUACAGGAGCUGUCUUGUUUUGUUACACGGUGCUAUGAAGUGGUGAUGAAUGUAGUUCAUCAGCUGGCUGUUCUCUAUACCAGCAACAAGAGUGCACCUAAAAUUAUAGAGACAUCAGGAGUUCAUUUUCAGACUAUGUAUGAGCACCUAGGGGAGUUGCUGACAGUCUUACUCACGCUGGAUGAAAUAGUUGACAAUCAUGCCACUCUGAAAGACCACUGGACUAUGUACAAAAGGCUACUAAAAUCUGUCCAUCACAACCCUUCUAAGUUUGGGAUUGAGGAAGAUAAACUGAAGCCAUUUGAGAAGUUGCUGUUAAAACUGGAAGGCCAAUUACUCGAUGGCAUGAUAUUCCAGGCCUGUAUAGAACAACAGUUUGAUUCUCUCAAUGGAGGAGUAGCUGUCUCAAAGAAUAGCGCUUUUGCUGAAGAGUUUGCACAUAAUAUUCGUACAAUAUUUGCAAAUGUUGAAGCUAAACUUGGUGAACCCUCAGAAAUUGACCAGAGAGAUAAAUACGUAGGAAUUUGUGGUCUCUUUGUACUGCAUUUUCAGAUUUUUCGGACAGUAGACAAGAAAUUUUAUAAAUCGUUACUGGACGUUGGCAAAAAGGUGCCAGCCAUUACAUUAACUGCUAAUAUUAUUUGGUUUGCUGAUAACUUUCUGAUCCAGAAAAUGCCAGCUGUUGCCAAACUUCUGGAUAGGAGAAGCCAUCAUGCGAUUAAAACUCACAGAGAGAGUUUUCUGCAACAGAAGGCUCAGUCACUUACCAAAGAAAUGCAGUCAUAUUAUGUGUUUGUGAGCUCAUGGAUGACAAAAAUGGAAUCUAUCUUGUCUAAAGAACAACGGAUGGAUAAAUUUGCUGAAGACCUUUCCAACAGGUGUAAUGUCUUUAUACAGGGUUUUCUUUAUGCUUACAGCCUUAGCACCAUAAUUAAGACCACAAUGAAUCUCUACAUGUCAAUGCAAAAACCUAUGACCAAAACCUCAGUGAAAGCAUUAUGCAGACUUGUGGAACUUCUCAAGGCAAUAGAACAUACAUUUUAUAGAAGAAGCAUGGUUGUAGCAGAUUCUGUAACACACAUAACUCAGCAUCUCCAGCAUCAGGCUCUUAACUCUAUUUCUAUAGCCAAGAAAAGAGUUAUUUCUGACAAAAAAUACAGUGAGCAGAGACUGGACGUGCUCUCUGCUCUGGUAUUGGCUGAGAAUACCCUCAAUGGACCAAGUACAAAACAGAGGCGCCUUAUAGUGUCCCUUGCACUCAGUGUGGGCACACAGAUGAAAACAUUUAAAGAUGAAGAGCUGCUUCCCCUCCAAAUAGUUAUGAAGAAACUGGACUUAAUCAGUGAACUUAGGGAGCGAAUCCAAACACAGUGUGAUUGUAGAUUCUUGUACUGGCAUCGAGCAGUCUUCCCAAUUUAUUUAGAUGAUGUGUACGAAAAUGCAGUUGAUGCCUCUAGAUUGCAGUACAUGUUUAGUGCAUUACGGGAUUGUGUACCUGCUAUGAUGCAUUCAAGACACUUGGAGUCCUAUGAGGUACUUCUGGAGUGCUAUGACAAAGAAAUCAUGGAUGUUUUAAAUGAGCACUUGCUGGACAAAUUAUGUAAAGAAAUAGAAAAGGAUUUACGCCUUUCUGUGCACACACACUUAAAGCUUGAUGACAGAAAUCCCUUCAGAGUUGGAAUGAAGGAUCUGGCCCACUUUUUCUCCCUGAACCCAAUUCGAUUUUUCAAUCGUUUCAUUGACAUCAAAGUUUAUGUGACACACUACUUAGACAAGACGUUUUACAACUUAACAACUGUAGCUCUUCAUGACUGGGCCACAUACAGUGAAAUGAGGAAUUUAGCAACUCAGCGGUAUGGCUUAACUAUGACAGAAGCACAUCUUCCCAGUCAGACUUUAGAACAGGGUCUGGAUGUUUUGGAAAUCAUGAGAAAUAUUCAUGUUUUUGUAUCUCGCUACCUUUACAAUCUCAAUAAUCAGAUCUUCAUUGAGAGAACUAGCAAUAAUAAACAUUUGAACACUAUCAAUAUCCGGCACAUUGCUAAUUCAAUUCGAACUCAUGGCACAGGAAUCAUGAACACAACAGUUAAUUUCACUUACCAGUUUCUUAGGAAAAAGUUCUAUAUCUUUAGCCAGUUCAUGUAUGAUGAACAUAUCAAAUCCAGAUUGAUCAAAGAUAUCAGAUUCUUCAGGGAAGUCAAGGAUCAAAAUGAUCAUAAGUAUCCAUUUGAGAGAGCGGAGAAGUUCAACCGAGGCAUCAGAAAGCUUGGAAUAACACCUGACGGACAAAGUUACCUUGACCAAUUCAGGCAGCUCAUAAGUCAGAUAGGCAAUGCAAUGGGCUAUGUGCGAAUGAUAAGAUCUGGUGGACUUCACUGCUGUAGUAGUGCAAUUAGGUUUGUUCCUGAUCUUGAAGAUAUUGUUAAUUUUGAAGAACUAGUGAAAGAAGAAGGACUCUCGGAAGAAACGCAAAAAGCUGCAAGGCAAUUGGAUUGUGUCCUCAGUGAUCUCACACGUAAUUCUGCAGAAGGGACAGAGUACUUCAAAAUGCUUGUUGACGUGUUUGCUCCUGAAUUCCGCAGUCCAAAGAACAUGCAUUUGCGCAACUUCUACAUUAUUGUUCCUCCACUGACUCUCAACUUUGUAGAACAUUCAAUUAGCUGUAAAGAGAAACUGAAUAAAAAGAAUAAAUGUGGAGCAGCUUUCACUGAUGAUGGUUUUGCCAUGGGUGUGGCUUACAUUCUAAAGCUUUUGGAUCAGUAUCAGGAGUUUGACUCACUUCACUGGUUCCAGUCAGUCAGGGAGAAGUAUGUUAAGGAGAUAAGAGCAGUGGCUAAGCAACAGAAUGUGCAAUCCACUACUCAAGAUGAAAAGCUACUACAAACUAUGAACCUUACCCACAAACGACUGGAAGUUUGUUUACAGGAGUUUGAACUGCUUUAUUUCUCGCUGAGCAGUGCAAGAAUAUUUUUUAGAGCAGACAAAACUGCAGCAGAAGAAAACCAGGAAAAGAAAGAGAAAGAAGAUGAAUCUAUUAAAACUAGCAAUGGAGACUUCUCCAGUAUUGCACCUGCAGAUCCUGUUGUGAAAUAGUAUUGCUGGUAUGCAUUGUUUGUAUGACCUAUCAGAAUUAUUCAUUAUUCUGUUUUUGCCAAUAACUAUAGGGAUAAAAUCUCUAGAUUGAUUUACCUGCUAUGUUAAAAUCUAUAGAAAAUGGUACAAUAUUGUAACAGUACCUAGUGGGCUACUAUAGCUUAGUUUGUGUCCGUAUUUCCAUUGGAAAGACCUAUUUUUUCAGGAGUUUAUUACAUUAUUUACAAAAUUUAGCUCUUAUCUGAAACUUAGAAUGUAAAACCUUUGAGCUUAGGAACAACUUAUCUGAAGUUACAGAAAUGCUGAUCAAAAUUAGUAAUUUGUUAAUUUCAGAUGCUUUCUUGCAUCCCUAACCUUAAAAUAUCACUUACAAAAAACCUUCCAGAUCUUUGUUCCAUGGUUUGCACUAGGCAUUUUGAACUCUUCAACAAGGAGAAAACAGUUCAAGACACACAGUUUGCAUUUCCAGAUCUAUUGUCUGAAAAAUAAUUCGGGUGCUAGGAAUGCAUCUUUCCAGAGCAUAUGUGGCAACUAAUGCUAUAGCCGCAGGCUACAUUGUAAAAUGCUCAGCGUACCUUGUGAAUGUAUACGAAAUACUGAAACCCUUAUUAAUGUUAAGAGUAUCACACAAAGCCUUUAUUCUUCAUUAAUAUUGAUCCAUUGGCAUUAUCAGCUCACCUAAGGGCAUUAGGGCCCCUUCAGUAGCUCACUUUCCCUGCCUUUUCCUUUUUCAUACCAAAGAAGGGGAAAAAGGAAAACUAAGCUAAUGUGGAACUGCUUUAGGUUUACAUUGAAGGCCUGAUUUUCAUAUACAAAAGUAAGGAAAUUCAAAGAAGAGAAAACUAGAGAUGAUAGUGCUUCCUCUUAUGACCAGGCACUGAGUGAACAGUUGUCUGUGAAUAUUAAGUGAUCUUACAUUUUAUGAAUUCUGUAGUACCUAAGCACAAGUUUCAGCCUCAAGUCUGUAUCUCCUUACUUUUGUAAGUCUGAUAUACCCUUUGUGUUGUCCACACAGUCUUACAUACUAUAGGAUCAACAAUAAUUGCACUGCAGCCUCUAAAAGCUGCUGUACACUGUGAGAAUUCUGUAUAACUUAAAUAUGCUUACUACAGGUGUGUGGAUUGUGCAAGAGUUACAAUAGUUAUCCAGAUUCCUGACUCAAAUGACUAGACCUUAUCUUAAAAUUAAGUGCCAGUUAUCAGUAACCAUGAAAAGAUACUGUUAAAAUUUUUAAUCACCCAGAACAUAAAACAAUGCCUUGCUAGCUAAAUAACAUGUCAGUUAGACUAACUGUGACUUGCAGGGUUUUUGUUUUUUUUGCAUAUUUGGCAUAUUUUAUUGGACCACAUUUGCCAGCUUCAUCAUCUCAUCAUCACAGGGCAAGAUGCUGUUUUAUAAAUAUUUCAAAAUUACUCCAAAGCUGGUCACUAAUUUUGUAUAUAUGACUAAUAUAAUGUACCUUUUAUCCCUCUUCCCCAAAUCCCAGUGACUGAUUCAUGUAGAAAUUGAGGGCAAAUGUUUCGUUGAUACAGUACCGAAGGGACCAGACUGCAUGGAUUUUUUUCCCCUAAUGCUGAAAACGUGACCAAAAGCAUCAUGAACUGUUGUUAAAUCCUUUAUUUGCAAUUUAUCGUCAUUACUAAGACGGUUCUAAAGAGUGCUGCAUAGCCUAAUUUCUAAUUGAUUGAUCUGCUUUUUGUUUUGAUGAGGUUUUUAUACUUAAUUUGUAAUUUUUUUAAAUUAUUUGUGUUGAAUUUGACCUUUUGGGGCCAAUAACAAACAUUUUCAGCAGUGCUGCAAUUCCUGCUAACUUGCCUGCUCCUGUAAUUGCAUAUCCACAUGUUCCCUUUCCAAACCAUCUUCAUUAGGCUCAUUUGUGAAGUGAAGAAUGUUGGGCUAGAGAGUUUCUCACUUCUCCUAUAGACACGUUCUUAUGUAAACAUGUCCCUUCAUGGCACCACCUAUGCUGUAAUAUAGUCUGCACUUUUCUCUUUUAACCUUUAAUUUGGAAGAAUGCUAUUACAAACCCUUAAUAUAUUGCAGUUAAUCUUGGGUAGUGUAUCUUCCUGAUCUGUACAGUGCUAACAGAGUAUUGAGGUUCUGGAGACUGAAAUUCCACAGAAAGGACUCAAGACUAUUUUUAGAACACCCUGUUUAGAGGUAGAGUAUGUGGAUAUGUAAUGUAUUUGUGAAUAUAUACAUAUGUACAAUAAUAUAGGUCUUCUUGCUAAUAUAGGAUUGUAGUUAAUGUAUUCAGAACAUCUCACAAUGCAGUAGAAUCUCACUAAUGGGGAAGAAUCCUUGUAUGGAUUCAUUCUAUUUCCAGCUGAAAGAUGGGGCACACUCCUACAUGUGCCAGGGAAGAGAGUUCCACAAUCCACCGUUUCACUGGAGAUUACAACUGCAUGCAGUGCUACUACAGUGCUCUUGCAGCUUGGGUCUAAUUGUCGGAGCGAGCCUCUGGUCUGGAGAAGGGAGGCUCUUAGAAAAGCUGCUUUUGCCCCUACUUCACUCAGAAAAUGCCACAUGUAGUGAGGGAACAAGGAUGGUCUCGUUUUGCUGAGGCCUGGUAGAGCAGCUAUCUAGCUUGCCUUUUUCUUUCACUUAGCAACGGGAGAGGAGGGCAGGUGAUGCAGAAAGCAGCAGUAGCUGGCAUCUUUCACUUAUUCCUGUGUCUGGGCUUGGUGUCACAGGAAGCAAAAGUGGUAGUAAAAGCCCAUGCCUUUCUUCUGACUUGCUGCCAUAUUUAUUCUUCUGUCAAGCAGCAAUGAUAACCAAGACUUAUUAGCCCCCUUCUCCUUCCAGUGUUCUUUCUGCACAACAGUAUUAUUGGGGGAGGAAUCCGAGUAAGUGCUCUAGUCUGAUUUCAGAAACAAGGACUAAACUAGAAGGCUGAUUCCACAGUGUUGGCUCAACUAACCGCUGACCUGUCUCCACUUCAGUGAGCAACAAUGCUGCUAAUACGCUUCCAGUGUAUAGCUGUAGGCUUGUUGAAGUGCAGCUUCUUGAGACCCUAUUGCAUUCUGUAAGUUAGAGGGAAAUUUGAAUUUUUCACCUGACAUCCAUUGAUAACCAUUUUCAAUUUCUCAGGUAUGAAGGACCAAAUGUAACAUGUAUUAUCUAACUCAUUAUACAAAAAGGGUAUUUUGUUAUCUCAGUCUUUUUGGUUCUGUGAGUAGAGUACACUUUGUACAUAGAGAUAAUAAAUGUAAUUUUGAGAACAUCA